AAGGUACCCACAUUCUCGAGCGGACGCCUCGUCCGGCAUCUUCCUGCUCUCCGGCCAUGGCACACGACGGGUCCUCAGAUGACGAGUCUGCCUUCCUAGAUGCACAAGACACUAGUGAACACGACAACAUCGCUCUCCAUUCCAAAGACCCCCUAGAAGGCGAGUUAUCACCCAGUUCGUCCUCAAUAUCCCCUCUCAAACACAGCUCUCCAGCUGUCAUCGGCCGUCCCAAGGCUGCAUCUGCCGCUGCAGUACCCAUAUCACUCUCAACCAAUAGAACCGACUUAAGCAGCUCGAAUGAGGCCACCCUCGGCUUCGUGGACGCUCAUAGACGCACACAAUCGACCGGGAACUUGCGACUGGAAAACUCGACUAUAAUGGUCCCUAUCGCCGUCAAUACUGCAGCUACUGUGGCCUACCAGGCCAGUCCGGCACACUCCGAGUCUGCUCUAAUGGCUAAAGGUAUGGCGCCACCUCCUCCGCCCAUUUCGGUGCGACCAGCAGCUGACACAAAACCCAACGGAUUUUUGGCCAAGGGCGGGAAUUUACUAGCCGGAAUAACCGAUUUUGCAGGGUUAAAGUCGCCUAGAGGCACAAUGCAGAAGGUGCACGUUGUGUACCCCUCCCCAGGUCCACUGUACGUAGAUUUAUACUCGAGAGACGACGGGACUGGAGCUCUCGUGAAAGGAUUUCGCCGAAAACCUGACGGCUCAAAGGCCGACGCUGAAGCUUCUGGACGCGUGUAUCCUGGUGACGAGCUGGUGUUCAUUAACGCAGUGGAUGUGACCAAGAUGGUGUUCGCAGAGAUCAUCACCACGGCCAAAGAGGCGACGUUCCCAUUAACUUUAACGUUCCAUUGUUUCUUUAAGAAUAAACAGGAACACGAUAAAUUGACACAAGAGAAGCCCAUAGAACCGGAAAGAAAGUACGCGAGUGGCCCAUUACCGCCAAUGUCGCCGUCCAGCAGUAACUGGGGCGCGAGACUGAGCCAGAUGACGAGGUCCGGGUCGUUUGAGCACAAGACGAGCGGGUCCGAUCUCACUAAUGACGCGCCGCGAUCACCGUCGCCCAGUUCAGAGUCAAAUGGAGGGAAAUUCGGCUUCUCGUUGGGCAAAGUGGGUACUGAUAAUGUGAAGAAGAACCUUUUUCGUAUGAUGGGUAACAAACCUUCGCGACCUGAAGAAGACAAGAGCGUGGUGAAAGGCUGGAUGAAUGAUCUGGCUCUCAAGCCACACAACAGCUCAACGGGAGGACGGCAUCGCAGAGCGCCUGUGAAUACAAAUACUGACGUGUUGCAUUCGACGCCCAUUGUCGCCGUGACGACAGGAGGAAGGUUUGUGGGUGUGCUGGAGGACGAUGUGAACGAGUUCGCGCUCACGUGGUUUAGGAAAACGCCGCCGGAGAUGGAGAUUCGACAGAUUAGGGGCGUCAAGCGGUGUCCAUACUUCCCGUCCGUGGACGACGUGGGUGCCAUUCUAUCGCUUCAGUGCGAGUCGUUGCGCUUUCCUCAGUUGAAACGUGUAGUGGAAAUGCCCAGUGCUUUAGUACUAGAUCCAGCUGUGGGGAAUACCGUUGACGUGUUGCUUGAAGCUGGAGCAGGAUCGUUCUCUGCUACGUUGGCUAGUAAUGAGCACGACAGCUUCCAGAUCAAGAUCUCUUCAGAUGAUGUGAGUCUAGUCAAGAUAUCAGAAGACGAGGACGAGGGAGGUGUGGUGGUGAAGACGGCGUACAGCACUUUUCUUCAGGUUUUACUGGAUCCGGCUGACCAGCUACGGUUUACACUGAAGGUCCAGGAGUUCGGUGGCUUUCUGGGUAACCGCGAAGGUGACGUGUGUGACCUCAAGAAACGACAGGCGCAACUCCAAACCUUGUCGUGUUUCUUCUUAGUGGCGCAGAACAGACAGAACCGCGACAUUAUGACGCUGUUGAUCCGUAAGUUUCGAGCACGCGUGGUCUCGUCGGAGCAGGAGGCACAAGCGCAAGCGGACGAGAGAAAUCUGUUCAUGGACCCAGCGUUUGUCGCUGCAGUGGCGCCUCCACCAGCAUUAACUGCAUCUCAAUCCGUUGGCUCGAACUCAGGAGCCAUGUCACCUGCUAAUAAUUCCGAGACAGCGAGCAAUACAGGAUCACCGGCAACCACUCCGUCCUCGGGCACGGUACCCUCUCCUGCGAUGAAGAAUCGUCUACGCUUACAAAGUGAGGGCUCCUUCACGUCCGUGUCAAGUGCGAGACUCAGCGAUCUCGUGGGCUUGGAGCCUGAUGAUGCUGGAGAUCCGACGUCUGAUGUAACUCCAGUAGCAACGCCACCGCGUUCUGCCAUGAAAAAUGGCUUCGGUGAGAGCAGCACUAGUAUCGCAGGUGACAAUGGCUUCAUUGAAGGUCGACUUGCAGCACAGGACCAGGAGAUCGCGAUGCUUCGAGAGAAACUCUCGUCCAUGUCGGUUCUUUUGAAGACAGCGGAACAGGAGACUAAGCAGGUCACUGCGUCGCUGGAAGUCAAAGACAAUCGCAUCGAGCUGCAGCAAAUGAAGCUUCGACAAUUUGAAAAGUUUCCAGGACAAUGUGACGCUCAAGCGCGAGAGAUUCAAGCGUUACGUGCCAAGUUAGAGGACGAAGAGCGCAGACAUGCACAGUGCAGAGAAGAGCUGCAACAAGUGCUCCAUGUGGCAGCUAAGCGAGCAGCAGAGAUGACAGAUCAAGGAGUUCAAACGGAGACUCAGUUCCUGGAUGGAGAGGGCCUUAUAGACGCGACUGUGAGCUCUGCAUCUGGCUGGGAACGUGAUGCGUGGUCUGGUACUGUGGCUACAGUUAGUGCAGGCGACUUACAGCAACAGAUCAAGGACCAGCAACUCGAAAUCUCCCAGCUACAAGACGAACAGGUCAAGUUGAUUACAGAGCGAAAUAUGUUCCGCGCUAAGUCCCUGGAGCUCUCAAGAGAACUUCGAAAGUUGGUAGGAGCCAACAACAACCGCCCACUGGACGACCUCGAGGCGCAACUGGCUGAACGUAGCUCUCUUCAAGCCGAGCUCGCGUCUGUCAAGGCGGAUGCUAAGAGUGCAGCAGACGAGUUGGCUGAGCUGGAAAGUGUACUCGACGGUGUUGGGGACAAGGAUAAAGGCACGAAGCGUCUCGCUGCUCAGAACGCAGAGCUACAACGCACUGUGCACCAGCUUCAGGAUUCUCUAAGCGAGUCGAGAGAUCAAGUGGACGCAGUUAAGAAAAUUAACAGCGCGCUUGCCUCUCGUCUCCAUCGUCUGCAACCGGAGACUCGUGGUAGUAUCGUUGAAGAAGGGCCUACUUUUCUGUCAACAGGGUUCCCUGCGUUUACCUCUGAUGAUGAAGAUGACGACGAUGAAGAAGAAGACGACGAAGAAUUGCAAGACGGACUUGCAGAAUUCCGAAGGUCCUUAGUAGGUCAGUGA
Messenger RNA from Phytophthora infestans T30-4, 3422 nucleotides. RefSeq lists its product as uncharacterized. The transcript has a single exon. NCBI's taxonomy places the organism in Eukaryota, Oomycota, Peronosporomycetes, Peronosporales, Peronosporaceae. The coding region runs from base 57 to 3422 and encodes 1121 amino acids. The record is from RefSeq and is a predicted model, not a curated record.